This is a messenger RNA of Rana temporaria (common frog), 1878 nucleotides long. It is a transcript of the gene UEVLD, whose product is annotated as UEV and lactate/malate dehyrogenase domains. Gene Ontology annotation, molecular function: oxidoreductase activity, acting on the CH-OH group of donors, NAD or NADP as acceptor. The transcript has 12 exons. The record is from RefSeq and is a predicted model, not a curated record. Gene Ontology annotation, biological process: carboxylic acid metabolic process; protein modification process; protein transport. The coding region runs from base 23 to 1453 and encodes 476 amino acids. Lineage: Eukaryota; Metazoa; Chordata; Amphibia; Anura; Ranidae.
AAGCCGGAAGAAGGAUCCGGACAUGGAGCUGAAUGUGGAGCUCAUCCGACCGCGGCUCGGGAAGUACAAGUUUCGGGAUCUGACGGUUGAAGAGCUGAGAGAUGUCUACAAGGCCUUCCCAGGAUUCAUCUACUCCAUGGAUACAUACACGUUUAAAGAUGGUUCCCAAAAAGACCUGCUGAACCUCUCGGGGACGGUUCCCAUGAAAUUUCAGGGGAACUCUUACAACAUCCCGAUCUGUCUCUGGCUCCUGGACUCGCACCCCUUCGCUCCCCCGCUCUGCUUCCUGAAACCCACCGACGCCAUGGGCAUCCGGGUCGGCAAGCAUAUAGACGCCCAGGGGAGGAUCUAUCUGCCGUACCUUCAGGACUGGAGCCACCCCAUAUCCACAAUCCUCGGACUGAUCAAAGAGAUGGUGAAGAAGUUUGAGGAGGAACUCCCGCUCUACUCCCUCUCAGUUGCCGACGCCGCCAGACAGAGGGAGCUGCUGUCCUACAUCUCUCAGGUCACCGAUGGCGUAUCGAACAUAGAUGUGAGUUCACCGAGCAGGGGAAAGGUUACAGUAAUUGGAGGUGGGGAUGUGGCUCUGGCUUGUUUAUUGGCCAUCUCUGCAAAGAGGGCUGCGGACAAGCUGGUACUUCUUGACGUCAGUGAUGGCGGACUGAAAGGGGGAGGAGCCAUGGACCUGGACAUAUUCUGCAUCCCAAAUGUGCAAGUCAGCAAAGAUUUGUCUACAGCUGCUGGCUCUAAGGUGGUUAUCGUGACCGUGAAUGCAUGGAGCAAUGCUCAGUCUUAUUUGGAGGUUCUUCAGAGUAACGUGGAGCUGUUACGUGGCAUAGUGCCAGCUGUGGCCUAUCACUGCCCAGACAGUGUGCUGGUCAUUGCCUCUCAGCCAGUGGAGAUCAUGACCUACGUGGCCUGGAAACUUAGCGGCUUGCCUCAUCGGCAGGUCCUAGGGAUCGGAUGUAAUUUGGAUUCAGCCCGGUUCCAACACAUCAUCCGCACCGUGACCAAUUCCCAGGAGGAGGCGCAGUCCGGUUGGAUCAUCGGAGAGCAGGGCGAGAACAAAGUGGCUGCAUGGAGUCAGGAAGAUGCUGCAAACAAUCACAAGUCGCCUACAAGAUUAUAUCCCAAGAUCUUCCAAGAGCAGCUGGCAAACAGGACCUUGGAGGUCAUGAAAGGAAAAGGUCAGAGGUCGUGGUCCAUCGGUUUGUCUGUAGCCGAACUCACCGACACCAUUGUUCAAAACAAAGGGAAGACCCAUUCAGUAUCAUCCUUUGCCAAGGGUUUCUACAACAUAGGGGAGGAAGUAUUUUUAAGCCUGCCAUGUGUACUGGGAAGCACCGGAGUGUACGGGAACCCCCAGAUCCUUCAACAGGACGAGACGAUGACUGCGGCCCUCCGGAAAAGUGCCUCUUCCAUUCACAAUCUUCAGCAGCAGCUGAAACUCUAACUUUAUGGAGCCGGACUCCUCUGUCUUCUCUACUAUGCAAUGAAGUUGUAUGGGGGCCGUGUCUGCAGUGCAGAGCAUCGCACUCCUACAACGAAGAGAUGCUUGCCGGGUUACUGAAAGAAAGAAAGCUUUUGUAGUUUGUAUAUGGGGGGGGAUUAUAAAGUGCUCUUUUACAAAUGGUCAAGAUGGCAUUUUUGCAUAGAUUUUGAUCAUUGUGGUCUGUGUUGUCCGUAGCAACCAAAUAAUUUCUCUCUCAUCUUCCCGCACUGAAUGGAAGCAACUGAUUGGCUGCAACAAGCAAUGAAAAGUGAGAUUAUUCAUCCCUCAGCCACGUUGGUAAAUGAGGCCCAAUAUAUCUCUAUAGACUCAAUUUUUAUUUACUCUUUUUUAUAUUUUCUAUACACUAAUAAAGUUCUGUCACAGUU